Molecule: messenger RNA, 937 nt
Organism: Camarhynchus parvulus
Lineage: Eukaryota; Metazoa; Chordata; Aves; Passeriformes; Thraupidae
Gene: SHD
Product: Src homology 2 domain containing transforming protein D
Exons: 7
Coding region: 1-885 (294 amino acids)
Molecular function (GO): phosphotyrosine residue binding
Source: RefSeq, a predicted model, not a curated record
AUGGCCAAGUGGCUCCGGGAGUACCUGGGCCGGGGGCCCGGCGCUCCCCCGCGCCCGCCCCAGCCCGACUACAGCGGCCGCCUCCCCGCGCCACCGGCUCGUGCGGGUGGGGGGCGCGGGCCCGGGGGCGGCCCCCGCCGCCUGCAGCAGGGCCCCGGUGAGAGCGAAUACUCGGAGCCCUUCGAGGGGGAGCAGGACCCGGCGCCCGAGGGCGGCUGCGACGAGGAGGCCGCAGGCUGCCCGCGGCAGGGCGAGGGCCGGCGGGGGCGGCCGCGCCGGGGUCCCCAGCUGUACGACACCCCCUCCGAGGAGUGGGACACGGCCGGGGACGGCCCGGGGGGACCCCCGGCCCGCGAGAGCCGCCUCCCCCGCGACGACGAGCGCCCGGCCGACGAGUACGACCAGCCCUGGGAGUGGAAGAAGGAUCACAUCUCCCGGGCAUUCGCAGUGCAGUUUGAGAGCCCCGAGCGCUCCCCCAGCCUGUCCCGGCCGCUGCCGCGCUCCCCCCGCGGCCCCCGGCCCGCCUGCCCCCCCAGCCCCAGGCACGUGGACACCUCGCUGCCCCUGGAGAAGCAGGCCUGGUACCACGGCCCCAUCGGGCGGGCGGGCGCAGAGACGCUGCUGGCGCUGUGCCGCGAGGGCAGCUUCCUGGUGCGGGACUGCGAGACCAGCCCCGAGGACUACUCGCUGUCCCUCAGGAGCAGCCAGGGUUUCGUGCACGUGAAGCUGACGCGGACCCGGGAGCAGCACUUCACGCUGGGCCGGGCCGGGGCCGCCUUCCCGUCGGUGCCGGCGGCCGUGGGGCAUUACACGGCGCGGGCGCUGCCGGUGCGCGGUGCCCGCCACCUGUCCCUGCUCUACCCCGUGGCCGUGCAGCCCCUGUGAGCCCGGGACCCCCGGCCGCGCCCCCCGCCCCAUUAAACCGCCCUGUCACUCC